This is a messenger RNA of Thyridium curvatum, 804 nucleotides long. RefSeq lists its product as uncharacterized. Gene Ontology annotation, biological process: superoxide metabolic process. Bases 1 to 804 code for a protein of 267 amino acids. Lineage: Eukaryota; Fungi; Ascomycota; Sordariomycetes; Thyridiales; Thyridiaceae. The record is from RefSeq and is a predicted model, not a curated record. Gene Ontology annotation, cellular component: mitochondrion. Gene Ontology annotation, molecular function: superoxide dismutase activity; metal ion binding. The transcript has 3 exons.
AUGAUGACAUUGCCCAGACGGCGAGGGGCCCUGCUCCCCUCGUUGCCCAUCCCCUUCUCCUCGCUCCUCGCCCUGCUCUGCAUCGCCAGUCUCACCUCCAACUCCCUCGUCCACGCGAGCUUCUUCCCCCUUAGCUGGUCUAUGAACAGUAACUGCACGAUGCCCGGAGCUCAGACUUACACCCUGCCGGCCUUGCCGUACUCCUACGAUGCCCUGGAGCCGAGCAUCUCGGCCCAGAUCAUGGAGCUGCACCACUCCAAGCACCACCAGGCCUACGUGACCAACCUGAACAAGGCCCUCGGCGACUACGCCGCCGCCUCGGCCGCCGGCGACGUGCCCGCCCAGAUCGCCCUCCAGCCCGCCAUCCGCUUCAACGGCGGCGGGCACAUCAACCACUCGCUCUUCUGGCGCAACCUGGCCCCCCAGAGCAGCCCCGACGCCAGCCCCGACGCCGCGCCCAGGCUCGUGGCCGAGAUCGCCGCGACCUGGGGCGGCCUCGAGCAGUUCCGGAAGGCCUUCGCCGCGGCGCUGCUGGGCAUCCAGGGCAGCGGGUGGGGCUGGCUCGUGCGCGAGGAGAGCACCGGCCUGCGCAUCGUGACGACCAAGGACCAGGACCCCGUCGUGGGCGGCGAGAUCCCCGUGUUUGGCGUGGAUAUGUGGGAGCAUGCUUACUACCUGCAGUAUCUCAACGGCAAGCCGGCUUACGUUGAGAACAUCUGGAAGGUCAUCAACUGGAAGACGGCCGAGGAGCGGUACAAUGGCAGCCGUGAUGACACUUUCAAGCUGCUGAGGGCCUCUAUCUAG